AUGGACUUUGCAACGCCACUCGAGGCCGUGCAGACGACCGGCAAGGCGUCAUUCCCGGCCGAGGCCAACUCACUCGAAUAUGCCCGCCGACUGGACAGCCAGGAUGUCCUGCGCGACCUGCGCGACCAGUUCAUCUUCCCGACACGGGCCUCGCUAAAGCGCGUGCUGGCACCGACGGCGACGCUGACGGCCGACGACGAGCAGUCGGUGGUGUACUUUUGCGGCAACUCGCUCGGGCUGCAGCCCAAGGCAGUGCGCACCAGCCUGGAGCAGCACCUGGCAACAUGGGCCGGCCUGGGCGUCUACGGACACUUCCACCAGCUGCCCGGGUCCGGACUGGCGUCCUGGCAGGACUUGGAGGCAGCCUGCUCGGCCAUGAUGGCACCGCUGGUCGGGGCAGUGCCGGCCGAGGUGGUCACGAUGAACACGCUCACAGUCAACGUGCAGCUGCUCCUCGGCAGCUUCUACCAGCCGACAGCAGCCCGCCACAAGAUCCUGCUCGAGUGGAAGCCCUUUCCGAGCGACUACUACGCCAUCUCGACGCACAUCCGCAUGCGCGGCUUCGACCCGGCCACGUCCAUGGUCGAGCUGCAGCCCGACAGCGACGCCACUCACGAGGGCGGCCACUACAUCUCGACGGCCUCCAUCCUGGCCGCCAUCGACCGCCACGCCGACGAUGCUGCCCUGCUGCUCCUCCCCGGCAUUCAGUACUACAGCGGCCAGCUGUUUGACAUCGAGACCAUCACGCGUCACGCUCAUGCCCGCGGCCUCGUCGUCGGCUGGGAUCUCGCCCAUGCUGCUGGCAACGUCCCCCUGCGCCUGCACGACUGGGACGUCGACUUUGCCGCCUGGUGCACGUACAAGUACAUCAAUGCCGGCCCCGGUGCCAUCGCCGGCGCCUUUGUGCACGAGCGCCAUGGCACCGUCGAGCGCGGCGAGGACGACGGCUUCCGGUUCCGCAACCGCCUCGCCGGCUGGUAUGGCGCCGACAAGUCCAUUCGCUUCAACAUGGCCAAGCAGUUUCAGCCGACCGUGGGCGCGUCUGGCUUUCAGCUCAGCAACCCCAGCGCGAUUGACCUUGCUAGCCUGCACGGCGCCCUCAACGCCCUCUCGUCUGCCACCUCCAUCGAGCAGCUCCGCCACAAGAGCCUCGUGCUGACCGCCUAUACCGAGUGUCUGCUCGAUCGCAUCGUCGCUGACGCCCCCGCUGGCCAGCCUCCGUUUGUCCUCCUCACUCCCCGCGUCCCGGCUGAGCGUGGCGCCCAGAUCAGCGUCCUCCUGCGGGAGGGCCUCCUCGAAAAGAUCGGCCGCGCCCUUGAGGCCGCCGGCGUCGUCUGCGACCAGCGCAAGCCCAACGUCAUCCGUGUCGCCCCGGUCCCCAUGUACAACAGCUUCGAGGACGUCUUCCGCUGCGUCGGCGCUCUGCGAAAAGCUAUCCUGGAAGAGGCAUAG
Messenger RNA from Grosmannia clavigera kw1407, 1452 nucleotides. Its product is annotated as kynurenine hydrolase-like protein. Gene Ontology annotation, cellular component: cytoplasm. The record is from RefSeq and is a predicted model, not a curated record. Bases 1 to 1452 code for a protein of 483 amino acids. Lineage: Eukaryota; Fungi; Ascomycota; Sordariomycetes; Ophiostomatales; Ophiostomataceae. Gene Ontology annotation, molecular function: kynureninase activity; pyridoxal phosphate binding. Gene Ontology annotation, biological process: NAD+ biosynthetic process. The transcript has a single exon.